CAACGCUGAGGAACAAACAAAAAAAACAAAAGUUAACCAUCAAAACAAGUUACACUUCAUGAACUAAAGCUUUGACAUUAACUCAGUGAGCCACGAUCUGCAGAGCGGAGGUGGAGAAAUGGUCCAGUCUGAAGUGCCAGGAGCCUGAGCUCAUGCCAGAGGAGGUCCACAUGUUUGACCUGGGCUGCUUCCUGUCCGACAUCUCUGACACCCUGUUCACCAUUACCCAGAAGCCCUGCCCUGGAGCCAAGGACCGACACAACACCCUGCCCUGGAGCCAAGGACCGACACAACAGUGCGUACCACACCACAUGUUUGACCUGGGCUGCUUCCUGUCCGACAUCGCUGAUACCCUGUUCACCAUGACCCAGAAGCCCUGCCCUGGAGCCAAUGACCGACACAACAGUGAGUACCACACCACAUGUUUGACCUGGGCUGCUUCCUGUCCGACAUCUCUCACACCCUGUUCACCAUGACCCAGAAGCCCUGCCCUGGAGCCAAGGACCGACACAACAGUGAGUACCACACCACAUGUUUGACCUGGGCUGCUUCCUGUCAGACAUCUCUGACACCCUGUUCACCAUGACCCAAAAGCCCUGCCCUGGAGCCAAUGACCGACACAACACGUAUACCAGCAACGUUGACAAGAUCCAGCCAGGUCUCACCUCACUGCAGCCCAAUCUGGACGACUUCAUGGAUAUCCCAGUGUGUUCCAGCUGCAGCUGCCCGUCACCUGCCAACGCUUUGACCACAUGAGGGAGAAGUUCAGAGAGUACGACCGGGCAUGGACUCUACAGAACUGGUGGUUCUGGAUCGUAACACACCUCCAGCUGGUCAUAUAGCCCCUCACUGAGUGGGACUAUUAUACACCUCCAGGCUGUGUAAAGGGCUAUAUGACCAAGGAGAGUGAUGGAGUGCUGCAUUAGAUUACCUGGCCUCCACAAUCACCUGACCUCAACCCAGUUCAGAUGGUUUGGUAUGAGUUGGACCGCAGAGUGAAGGAAAAGCAGCCAACUAGUGCUCAGCAUAUGUGGGAAUUCCUUCAAGACUGUUGAAAAAGCAUUCAAGGUGAAGUUGUUUGAGAGAAUGCCAAGAGUGUGCAAAGCUGUCGUCAAGGCAAAAGGUGGCUACUUUGAAGAAUCUAAAAUAUAACAUAUUUUGAUUUGUUUAUCACUUUUUUGUUUACUACAUGAUUCCACAUGCGUUAAUCCAUCAUUUUGAUGUCUUCACUAUUAUUCUACAAUGUAGAAAAUAGUACAAAUAUAAUAAAAAUCCUUAGUAGGUUCAAA
Oncorhynchus nerka (sockeye salmon) is the source of this 1289-nucleotide messenger RNA. RefSeq lists its product as uncharacterized. NCBI's taxonomy places the organism in Eukaryota, Metazoa, Chordata, Actinopteri, Salmoniformes, Salmonidae. The coding region runs from base 153 to 476 and encodes 107 amino acids. The transcript has 5 exons. The record is from RefSeq and is a predicted model, not a curated record.